AUGUCCAACAAGCCGACAGCUCUAAUUACUGGCUGUUCCGAAGGCGGAGCCGGUCACGCCCUCGCUCUUGAAUUCGCAGCCAAAGGCUACCGAGUCUUUGCGACUGCUCGAUCCAUCAAAUCGCUUACAGGUCUUCAAGAGAAGGGCAUUGAGCUUCUGACACUUGACGUGACAAAGUCGGAGAGCAUAUCUGCUCUCAAAGAUGAGAUCAUCAAGCGAACGGGAGGAAAGUUGGAUAUUCUGUUUAACAAUGCUGGCAUGAUGUACGAGGCCCCUGCCAUUGAAGCCGACCCAGAACAAGUCCAGAACAUGUUCAAAACCAACGUCUUUGGCCUCUUCGACAUGGUCCAAGCCUUCACCUCGCUUCUCCUCGCAUCAGUCGCCGACUCAAAAACAACACCAACCAUCAUCAACACAGCGUCAAUCGUAGCGCGCGUACCCUACUACUUCACCGCCCAGUACAACGCCACCAAAGGAGCAGUAGCCUCUUACUCUGACACUCUACGUCUUGAACUUGCUCCCCUCGGUAUCAAGGUCAUCACUUUAUACAUGGGAGUGGUGGCCACGCAUCUUACAUCACCCGACAAGCAGCUCCUUUCUCCAGAUAGCAUCUUCAUCGAUGCCGAGGAAGGUCUCCGUGAAAGAUCCAGACUCCAUCUCAAGAAUGGUACCAAGCCUGAAGAGUUCGCACGAUUGGUGGUUAAGGACGUUUUGAAGAAUACGACGGCUUUGAGCAAGGGCGAAUAUAUCUGGCAGGGAGCGAAUGCGUAUGUUGUUUGGCUUCUUAAUGCGAUUGGAUGGAGAAAGAUCUUUGAUGGGAUCUCUGAGGGAGGCGUCGGUCUUACGAAGGAUGUGAAGAAGGCGAUUUACAAGAAGGGCCAGGGUAGUCUGCCAAAGACUAGUUAG
Molecule: messenger RNA, 906 nt
Organism: Fusarium subglutinans
Lineage: Eukaryota; Fungi; Ascomycota; Sordariomycetes; Hypocreales; Nectriaceae
Product: 1-acyldihydroxyacetone-phosphate reductase
Exons: 3
Coding region: 1-906 (301 amino acids)
Biological process (GO): triglyceride catabolic process; phosphatidic acid biosynthetic process
Cellular component (GO): lipid droplet; endoplasmic reticulum
Molecular function (GO): triacylglycerol lipase activity; acylglycerone-phosphate reductase (NADP+) activity
Source: RefSeq, a predicted model, not a curated record